AUGGUUAACCUGGGGCUGCGGCGGGUCGAGGACAGCGUGGCCGCCAAGCACCCAGCGCUGCAGCAGUACGCGGCUUGCCAGUCCCACGCCUUCAUGAAGGGUAUCGGUACCUUCCUGGCAAGCAGCGGAGCCGCCUUCGCCGUGCAGAAGCUGCUGAACAAGAAGCUGCCGUACAGCCUGCAGUGGAGCGUGCUGGUGGCUGUGGCCACAGGGUCCCUUGCCAGCUAUGUUGUAACCAGAGCUGAGACACAGAAGUGCUCCGACUUCUGGCUUUACUUGGAGAUGGGCAAGUCCCCCCAGGAGCUCGCCGUGGCUGGUGGGAUAUCUCAUCCCACAGGAAAUCUGCCUAGCCCAGAGGACAGAGGGGGCACAGCAUUGCCAGUGAGGAGGAACAAGUAUGGGGAUGUUGUAGAGUAGCCAGCAGAGCACAGCAAACCCUGCCUCUGUCCUGCUCCACCUUUUCCCACCUGCCCAGCCUGAAUGUGUUGCCUGUGAGACCCGCUGGGCUCUGAAGCAUCACCUGGACGCUCAGAGGAGUUGAUCCUGCAGUGAGCAUGGUGGAGGCACUGCUGGGAUUAGCUGCCUCCCAGCUGGCCUCUGAACAUGGCACAUGGGUGUACAAUAAAAGCCAAGAGA
Molecule: messenger RNA, 636 nt
Organism: Indicator indicator
Lineage: Eukaryota; Metazoa; Chordata; Aves; Piciformes; Indicatoridae
Gene: TMEM141
Product: transmembrane protein 141
Exons: 5
Coding region: 1-417 (138 amino acids)
Source: RefSeq, a predicted model, not a curated record